UGCGGGCGGCAUACAAAGCAUUUGGCGGGUUUUUCCGGGCUGCUCAGCUCUAAUCCCGUCUUGAGAUGUUCAGUGGUGGCUUUUAGGAAGCUGGACGUUCUCCCCAGGAGAACGACUUCUCAAGAUUUCUGCUCUCUUCCUUCAGGCGUUUGGGGGCUUCAAGAAAAAGAAAACGUGUUUCUCCGUGACUGACGGCUGGGGCCUUCCGACGGCCUGAGGUCUUGGGCCAUUUGGUCACUCUCCGUCUCGGUCCCUCGGAGGGUGAAAGGAUCAGAGGGAGCUCGUCCUGUUCAUCGAUCUCCACGCCUGUGGGUUUCUUGGCGUCAGGUCGGAGCUGGGUGGGCCCGGCCCCGGCCCUCCUCCUGGGUCAUCAUGGCCGUGUCCGCCCAGCUCUUGGUGGAGGAGUUGGAGAUCUUCGGCCUAGAAUGCGAGGAGGCUGUGGUUGAGAAGUUUUCUGAGCAAAAGAUUGUCCAAAGCCAGGCUCAGUGCCUCCAAGGACAGUGGGCACGCGGGAGCCAGAGACAUCGUUUCCAUACAAGAGCUAAUUGAAGUGGAGGAGGAAGAGGAGACCCUCUUGAAUGCUUACACCACACCCUCUAAGGGAGAGAUGCAUUCGCCUGAGGAUUUGAAGUUCCCAUGAUGUCGGCAUUAUGAUUCUAAUAAGUGAAUAAGCUGGCAUCCUUGGCUACAAUUUGGGUUCCUGUGUGGUGUGAGGAUAUGCUCACCCCAGGAUGUGAGACCGUGGUCCCUCGGUAUUUCUCAUUACAGGGUUCUCAGAAGCGAGCUAUCACCACUCCGGAAACCCCCCUCACAAAAAGGAGUGUGUCUACUCGAAGCCCCCAUCAGCUCCUGUCACCAUCAAGUUUCUCUCCAAGUGCUACUCCCUCUCAGAAAUACAGCUCGAGAAGUAACCGAGGAGAAGUGGUUACCUCCUUUGGCUCAGCACAGGUGAUGUCUUGGUCCGGGAGAGAAGGAGCCAGUAACAUCAGCGUGAAGGUCUUGGGGUAUCCAGAGCCACUAACUGGGAGCUACAAAUCCAUGUUUCAGAAGCUCCCAGACAUUCGAGAAGUUCUGACCUGUAAGAUAGAAGAACUUGGCAGUGAGCUCAAGGAGCAUUACAAGAUUGAGGCUUUUACUCCUGUUCUAGUCACAGCACAAGAGCCCGUCACCCUGCUGGGCCAGAUUGGCUGUGACAGCAACGGGAAGCUGAACCACAAGUCGGUGAUUCUUGAGGGAGAUCGGGAGCAUUCCUCAGGCGCUCAGAUUCCAGUGGAUCUAUCUGAGCUCAAAGAGUAUUCUCUGUUUCCUGGACAGGUUGUGGUUAUGGAAGGAAUCAACACCACUGGUAGAAAACUUGUUGCCACCAGACUCUACGAGGGCGUGCCACUUCCGUUCCAUCAGCCCACUGAAGAGGAUGGAGAUUCUGAGCAAAUCAUGGUCCUGGUGGCCUGUGGGCCAUACACCACAUCUGACAGCAUCACAUUUGACCCCCUGCUCGACCUGAUCACCAUCAUCAACCGUGACCAGCCCGACGUCUGCAUCCUGUUUGGACCUUUCCUGGAUGCUAAGCAUGAACAGGUAGAGAGCUGUCUACUGACAAGCCCAUUUGAAGAAGUUUUCAAGCAAUGUCUACGAACGAUUAUCGAAGGGACACGAAGCUCCGGCUCACACCUCAUCUUCGUCCCAUCAUUGAGAGACGUGCACCACGAGCCCGUGUACCCACAGCCGCCCUUCAGCUGCUCCGACCUGCCUCGGGAGGACAAAAAGCGAGUGCAGUUUGUGUCCGAGCCCUGCACGCUCUCCAUAAAUGGAACGAUCUUUGGCUUGACAUCCACCGAUCUGCUGCUCCACAUGGGGGCUGAGGAGAUCAGUAGUUCUUCCGGAACUUCAGACAGGUUCAGCCGAAUACUGAAGCACAUCCUGACGCAGCGGAGCUACUACCCGCUCUACCCUCCCCAGGAGGACAUGGCCAUUGACUAUGAGAAUUUCUAUGCCUAUGCACAGCUGCCCGUCACCCCCGAUGUCUUCAUAGCCCCUUCAGAGCUGAGAUACUUUGUGAAGGACAUCCUUGGCUGCGUCUGUGUGAAUCCCGGGCGCCUCACCAAAGGGCAGGUGGGGGGCACCUUCGGCCGACUCUACCUUAGGAGGCGGGCCGCGGGCGCCGAGGGCAGGCGGAGCCCAUGUACUGCUGCCCAGGUGGUCAGGAUCUGAGUCUCGGUCCUCUGUCAUCCCCCCGUCGUGCGGGCCUCCCAGACACUGAGAGCCCGGGAGUAGACCUCUGCCAAGAUCCCACCCGUGGAAGGAGAGGGGGCAGCCAGCUGGGGAGGACAGGGCUGCAGGCAGGGGGCCCAGCGGGAAGACCUUGGGCAGCUGGACCCCUACUCCGCGUCGAGCUUCUCUGGAAGAAGCUGUUGUUUCUUCAUGGACACUAGGAGCCCAGCGAGAACUGGCCGUGGACGCGGUGCGCUCGGGAAGGUCAAGGCUUUGCGAUUUCCUACUGAGUCAGACAUAGAAACAACUUUUGGAGAUAUGAAAGUAAAUUCUGUGGCUUCUGAGUUUAA
Lagenorhynchus albirostris (white-beaked dolphin) is the source of this 2561-nucleotide messenger RNA. It is a transcript of the gene POLA2, whose product is annotated as DNA polymerase alpha 2, accessory subunit. Gene Ontology annotation, cellular component: alpha DNA polymerase:primase complex. The transcript is spliced from 18 exons. Bases 718 to 2211 code for a protein of 497 amino acids. Gene Ontology annotation, molecular function: DNA binding. Lineage: Eukaryota; Metazoa; Chordata; Mammalia; Artiodactyla; Delphinidae. Gene Ontology annotation, biological process: DNA replication initiation; DNA replication. The record is from RefSeq and is a predicted model, not a curated record.